GGUGCCCAACAACUUACCCACAGUGCCAGCAGGUGAAAGAGGAAAAAAGGACUAAAAUGCAUCAGACUAUGUAACUCUACUGCUGCGCAUGGCUUUAUUUAAAAGAUGCAAAAUGGGAAAAGAGGUCCAUUUGCACAGAAUUUGGAGGUGGGAGAGGUCUCUACACCCCGACACGGCCAAGUGUGGUGACACCUCGGUGACAUACACAGGGCUUCUUUUUGGAAUGAGUUGAUUUUGUCCCCGUAUUCACACAAAGACUGAAGGCGGGGAUCUCCAAAGAUCCAGGGGACUCUGCUUGGCUAUUUGAGCUAUUUUACUUGUAAAGGCAAGGCUAGACAUCAUUUUUUUAAAAACUUUUUAAGCAAGAAAAAAUUUAAUCCAGCUGGACUUUUGUUUGAUGUUAAGCAGCUUCUUGCAACUGGUUUAAAAGUGAAUUUGUUUGUUUAGUUGUUUUCCCCUGCUGACUUAGUUUGAAACGCUGGAACUGUCCCUCCUGCCGCCAUCCUCAGUUUCUUCCACCCACCCAGUGCCUAAAUAAGCCCUUGUGGAACAAUCACAGAAGUCAUCAGCAGCUGCCGCGCUCAAUCCUCUGCCUGUUCUCCUAUGCGCUUCUGCUCUCGGCCUGCUGGCUAUCCACCCACUACCUCUUUAAUUUUUUUCCUGGUCUUAUUUUCUUUUUAUAUUAAUUUUCUCUGAGAGGCAUAAUCAGAAUUCAAUCACAGUGACUAGCAUUAAUGUAAACACUGAGUUUCAGGAGUGGAGAGAGACCUAGAUUGCUCCACUUUAAGUCCGUGUGAGAGUGUCUGUGCUUUUGUGUACAUACACAGCAGCAUUACGGUUGCACUGGUGCCAGGGAGCAGCUUAAGAUUAGAUUUAUUUAUAUUGUCGCACCAAAUACAGUUACAUUAAAGCCAUACAAAAAUAUUUAUGAAUUACCUACGCAUAUUUUUGUACCACAUUGCUCUUGUGUAGUUGUGCUUUUAUAAACCUCUAUUAAGAUUAUGCACUCAAAUUAAAUAUUUACAACAAGGUGAACACAUGCAAGUAGAGUUGUAUAUUGUUAAAUAAAAAUAACCCCUCUUUUUUUCAGUGAUUGUAUUAGUGCUGAGAGACAUUUAGUGUCUGGACACAGAGAAUUCCUCAUGUUUGCAUAGAGUUUGUUUUAUUUUCCAGUCUGUAGUUAUGGCCUCUCCUCCCAAGCAAACACCAUAUUUGCCAUUUUGACCAGUAAAGCAUCCUUUACAGUGGGUAGACAGUAGAUAUCUACCUCUCUCUGUCUUCCUCCCCUGUCUUUUUUUUCUGAUGCCGGGCUUCAGUAGUGGGGGGGUUGGGGGAGGAGUAGGUGUCCCUGCUACUGCUCCUCCCCGUCCGUUUCGACCCAGCCGAUAUGUCCCGGUGUCUGCAGCCACCACCUUUCUUGUCGGAUCCACCACGCUCUUCUUCUGCUUCACGUGUCCGUGGUUGUCAGAGUAUUUUUCCUUUGUCAUUCCCAUCUACGUUGCUGUGAUCUUCCUCUUCACCCUUGCCAACUUCUGCAUGGCAACUUUCAUGGACCCCGGAGUCUUCCCCAGAGCGGAGGAGGAUGAGGAUAAAGAGGACGAUUUCCGAGCUCCUUAUAAGACAGUGGAGAUCAAAGGCAUCCAGGUGCGCAUGAAGUGGUGCUCAACCUGCCGCUUCUACCGCCCGCCGCGCUGCUCUCACUGCUCAGUCUGUGACAACUGUGUGGAGGAUUUCGACCACCACUGUCCUUGGGUGAACAACUGCAUUGGUCGGAGGAAUUAUCGCCAUUUCUUCCUCUUCCUGCUGUCACUCACCACCCACAUCAUGAACGUAUUUGGCUUUGGCUUGGUUUAUGUGCUGCACCACCGCCAGCAGCUGGACACACCACAUGCUGCUGUUACUAUGGCUGUAAUGUGUGUGGCUGGUCUGUUUUUUGUCCCUGUCGCUGGCCUCACUGGGUUCCACAUAGUGUUAGUGGCACGCGGCAGGACCACAAAUGAACAGGUGACAGGGAAGUUUCGGGGAGGCGUUAACCCUUUCACCAAUGGCUGCUUGAGGAAUAUUUCACAUGUGCUUUGCAGUUCGCAGGCCCCCAGAUACAUGGGCCGGUGGCGGAGCCCUCAGGCAGUGGAAGUACAGCCACCAUUUCUGAGACCGCCUCUCACUGAGGCCCAGCUAGAAGCCAAAGUCCUGGACAAUGGGAUCCAGAAUGACCGACACAGCACCAGGUCCAAGAGCAGUCUAGAUCAGAUGGAGAGCCAGUCAGCUGAUGCAGAGCCUCCACCUCCUCCAAAGCCAGAACUUCGUUACCCUGGCCUGCCCCGUGCUGACACAGAGGAGAGCAGCUUGUUGACUGAAGCUCCAACUACACCGUCAAUGUACAAGUACCGACCAGCCUACAGCAGCCCAGGAAGGAACCACACAGCCCUCACACACCCCAACAAGAUGAUCCGCGGGGAGAGUCUUGACUCUCCAUCUCCCUCCAUCCUCCAGUCCAGCCACCAGCCUAGCUACCGUUCGGAGCCGAGCAGCCUGGAUGGGGCCACUGUGGUGGGGGGAGGUGUAGGGGCGCGCAGAGGGGGAGGGGAGAGGGGUGAGGGCCCCGGAGGCCCUGGCGGGACUGCUGGGGGGAUAUCAGGGGGCAUGUCAGGUUACUCCCUGACUGGGCGUUCCUACACCUCCUACCCAUCCUCUCUGGUCCUGUCUACUGGUGGCUCCCGCUCCUCCAGCCUGCGCUCAGCGCAGACGGCACAUAAUCCGCUGGCGACGCUCCACUCAGAAGGGACCACAGACACCAGCUACAAAAGCCUGGCAAAUCAGACGCCUCGGAAUGGCAGCCUGUCCUAUGACAGCCUGCUGACGCCAUCCGAGAGCCCAGAGUUCGAGUCAGCGGCCCACGAGCUGUCGCCACAGAAGCCUCAUGCUCCGUUUCCCUCAGCGACUAUAACAGGCCAGCCUGAGGUGGUGUCACCCAGUACCCGGCUGCAGGGCUACACGUCGCCCUUCCUCUCAGCUCAGUUUGCCCAGCAGAGGGAGGGGCAGCUGCUCCAGGGCUCUGUCACUUUCUCCUCCCCCCACAGGGCUUACCUGCGUGCCGUCAGCCCGCCCCCUCCCGCCUCCUCUGGGCUUCCUGAGAUCCAGCACCUGCUCCAGCAUAACCAGGACUCCUCUUCCCGAGCCUCUCGUAACCCUUCCUCCUCAUCCUCUUCCCCUGGGGCUCGCUCACUAGAGCCCCCUGUCUCCCCGCCACCUCGCGGCCUCUCCCUCGGCAAGUCCCAGUCAUACAUUGGGGAGGCAAGGCCUCAGCACAAGACUCGGCCCACAGGAGGUGGCACUGUGCUGGGAGGGGGAGCAGCUGGAGGAGGGCAACAGGCUCCACAAUCAACCUCUCGCCCAGUGUUGGCCAAUCACACCACAUCCAAACCAGCCGGCGGGGUGAAGAAGGUGACUGGCGUCGGAGGGACCACUUACGAGAUAUCAGUUUGAGUGAUGGACAGCCUUCAUGGUCUAUCACGAGGAGUGGGGAAAAAGUCACUGGACUACUUCCACUUGUCUCUUACCUGAGCUGGAUAUUAUUCAUGACCGCAGGCCCCUGAAACAUGACUGUUCUCCGCAGCAACGGACUAAAGGAGCCGGCCUAUCUGGUACUCACUUUGUUAUCUUUGUAAAGCCACUGGCCAUUCUUCUCUGCUAGCCUUUCAGAUUUCAACAAAGAGUUAAAAGGAGACACUGGUUAAUUUUUCACAGGAACAGUUUGUCUCCAUUUAGCCUCUUUGUGAGCCAUAGACUGAUGUAACUGUAUGAUCACCGCUGGGUACAGAUAUGUCUAUAGAUCAUGCAUAGCAAUUUAAUGAUUUGCUGUUUUACUUUGGUACAUUAGCACACAGAGUAUUGACCACAGUGUCCAACACUUAAGGAAAGGAUGGCCUUUAUCCAGUGGAUGUAGAAUUUUCAGAGGGAGGAUUUAGGACUGUUGACCAAUAGAAACGUUUUCUCCUCUGUCUGCAUGGACCACACAACUUGUUUAUCAAUGAGAGUCAUGGAGAGAAGAGUCCAACCUGUAAACACGGUGUCAUUUUAGUUUUAUAAAUCUUUUUUUUAAAUAUUGUUUUAUACCAAUGUAUAAAAUCUUGCAGAUUAUUAUUGAAUCAAAUUGUCAGGUAUUGAAGAUGACUAUUGAUAACGGUGGCAGAUGGACUGUUUGUAAUUAUUCAUGAAAGCGAUUUCAAAUGAGUUGCCUGUUUAUAUUUAAUGGCUGCAUCAGCCUCUCGUGAGCUCUUGCUGGAUUUGACAUCGUCCAAAGAGAAGGAUGAUCCUUUGGUGGACCGCUGAAGUGGCAAAUAAUUGAGCUUAAUUUUUAUUUUAUUUUUAUUUUUUUGGAAAGCCACAAAGAAAUUCUGAAUCACAACUGCAGCACAAGCAUCUUUGUGGAAUGUACGCUUGUAAUGUUUAUGCUAGAGACAUUAUGCAAAAUCUGUUGGUAGCUUUAAGGUCAAUGUAUGUCUUUUUGGUGUUUUCUUUUUUUCUUUUCAGUCAAUCCAGAUGCGAGCAGAAUCCUUGUACCUUUAACUGAUGGCCAGACAAAUAGGGGCAGUGAGGGAAGGGCUUAUUUAUUUCACUAGACAAGAUAACCAUGUAGUUUUGGACAAAAUUUUAAACCAGUCUCUACCGGUUUGUUCUUGUUCUUUUAUGAAAAAAAACAACAACAUGAAAUUGUAAAUGCAAUACGCCACUGAAUAGAUUUUUAAGGAGAGGCUGGUUUGCAAUUGGAUACUUUUUUUUGCCUUGAGACCAUUCAUAGUCAACUGCAUUUAAAUUUUUUCUAUUGGGUUUUUAUUUUUUACACUGAGGGGAAGAAAUGUAAGGCAUAUUACAGUUUUUGAUUAACUUGCUCAUUAAAAAAAACUUCUGUCAAAGUACAAUUUUUUUUUUUUGUACACAGCCAUGUUGAAAAAGGAGUAAUUAGGGGAAGGGAGGUGUAUGCGAGUUUUUCUUUCACGAUGGGGCAUUACAGUAGAGGUUUUAUUUAUUUGAUUAUUUUUCUAUCAAGGCCCACAGCGGUGUUUGCAGUAGAAUGUCAAAGCUGGCUGAAUGUAGCGUGUCUUUUGUGGAAAGUACACGCUUGAAGCACACAAGUAUCAUUGUUCAACCCAAGCGACUAUGUUACGAGUUUUCAACCCUCCCAGGCUAUGUCUUUGGUGUGCAUGUGGAUUUUUGUUUUCGUGCCGAAUGCUUCACUGGCGUGUGUACUUGUGAGAAUACUGUCAAAUGCCCACCCGGUUCAUGAGUGGGUAGUAACAAGAAAAGAAGCAUCAUUAAUGGCACAAGCAGCCUGCCAAGGAUGUUGGCCACUGAACAAUUUUACUAUGUGAGUAUAGUAGGUAUACUUCUUUGGGAGAUAAAACAUCGCCAUUGUGGGCUAUGAUGAAUGGAACGAGUUUCACGAAUAUCUGUAACGAGUACAUUAAAGACAUUUCCAAAAUGGCCUUAUAAAGAAUUUUUAAAAAGAUGUCUUCUCAGAAUAAAAAGGUCAAAC
Molecule: messenger RNA, 5536 nt
Organism: Micropterus salmoides (largemouth bass)
Lineage: Eukaryota; Metazoa; Chordata; Actinopteri; Centrarchiformes; Centrarchidae
Gene: zdhhc5b
Product: zinc finger DHHC-type palmitoyltransferase 5b
Biological process (GO): protein palmitoylation
Molecular function (GO): palmitoyltransferase activity
Source: RefSeq, a predicted model, not a curated record